Messenger RNA from Darwinula stevensoni, 4681 nucleotides. NCBI's taxonomy places the organism in Eukaryota, Metazoa, Arthropoda, Ostracoda, Podocopida, Darwinulidae. The record is from the annotation of a GenBank genome assembly.
AUGCAUUUCGUGCUGCGGAGAAGCACGAAAUGCAUCGUGUUGAUCGCAUCGAAGCACUCGGUCGAGGUGGUCCGCGGGUCCGCACUAAAAUGGUUCGUGGAAUUCGAAGCAGGGCUCGAAUGGGUCUAUCGUUGCGGGUCCUCCGAGGAGAUUGAGGUGGAGGUUGAAGAAAGGGGAAGCCUUCGAGAAUGAACUAGAUCCGCAGAUGCCAUCAAUGACUACGUCUCACCGUUGAAAAAUAUUUACGACGAGGCGCCGGACCCGUGGAACCGGCCGAGGCGCCGGACGCACUGCGACGCAGUUCCCGAUCCGCGACGUGGCGAGGCACUCGCGCUCUGCUCGUACUCGCCGGGUGCUUCCGUGUCUAAGGUGUCCGUGACGUCACGUCCGUCGGGGGGCCGAGGGGAAGGAAACAGCAUGGAUGCGGCUGCAGAGGAGGACGGGGAAGGCGCACGGGGUGGGAAUGCGGAUGCCCAGCGGAACGAGCCCGUGGACCCGGCCGAGGUCGAGUCCUGGGUCAAGGGUCGGAUCUUGGGGACCGGGGGGUUCGGGACCGUCACGCUCUGGAAGCAGAAGACCACGGGCCAGGUCAUCGCUCUGAAAAAAUGUCGCUGGGGAUCGGACCAGCUCAUGAGCGAGAAGCAGAAGCAGCGAUGGGAGAAGGAAGUGGAGAUCAUGCUCCGUCUCUCGCAUCCAUGCGUGGUGUCCUGCAUGCCCGUGCCAGAGGAACUGCAGGAGAAUCUAGUCACUUCGCUGCCCAUGCUCUGCAUGGAGUGUUGCCGCAAGGGGGAUCUCAGGAGAGUCCUCAGUCAGCCAGGAAAUUGCUGUGGACUACCGGAGCCCAUGGUGCGCUCGUUGGUCGGGGACAUCGCAUCUGCCGUGGAAUACCUCCACGGGAACCGCAUCAUUCACCGAGACCUCAAGCCGGAAAACAUCGUCCUGCAGGAUCUAGACGGUCUCAUCGUGUACAAGCUCAUCGAUCUCGGAUACGCCAAGGAGCUGGAUCAGAGCAGCGCGUGUACGUCGUUCGUCGGCACCGUCCAGUACCUCGCGCCCGAGCUUUUCCUCAGUCGCAAGUACUCCUGCACCGUGGAUUACUGGAGUUUGGGUCUGGUGACUCACGAAGCCAUCACGGGGGUGCGGCCGUUCCUCCCCAACUUGAGUCCGGCUCAUUGGAUGCCCUAUGUGGAAAAGAAGUCUUCCAGUGACAUCUGCAUCUUCCAAGAUGCUCAGGGAGAGGUCCAGUAUUCCCACAUUUUAUUCAGACAAAAUCACAUCUCUAGACCCUUGGAACACUGGAUGGAGGAAUGGUUGCGUCUCCUCCUGGAGUGGGACCCGCUGAAACGUGGUCGUCAUCCUGGAUCUGGCGAUGUGGCUGUCUUCCCGCUUUUGAAGGACAUGCUCACCAGGAAGGUGUUGAGAGUGUUCUGCCUGCCCGAGUGUCGCUGGCUUUACUACGAAGUGGAAUCACCCUUACCGUCGGUCGAGGACAUCCAGGGUUAUGUGGAGAGGGACAUGGGGAUCCCCAUCCCCCUCCAGCUUCUCUUGCUCCCUGAAGGCUCUACACCAGAUUCAAGGAAAGGGGUCAUGCAGCUCUGGGCUCCCCCCGAGGAGGAGGAGUGGUAUGUGUUCAUCUAUGACCUGUCAUUGGUUGGGAAAGGGAAGGGGAAGGAGAAGGAGUUGCCGGUGUUGCGACCGUCUGUCCCACCCAUGGUGGAGGAGAUGCUCAAGGACCCAAAGAUGAGCAAGGAGAGGAACUUGCAAAAACGCACCUGGGCCCAGGCGGUCUUUCUCGCCCAGAGUGAAGAUCGUCUCUUCCAUACCAUGCUUACUGGUCUCAAGGCUCUUGUGAUGGAGCUGGAGAGAAAGAGGGAGAAGCUGCUCCAUGAGGUGGAGAAGGUAAGCAUCGAGCUGGCAUGCUUGGAAUCCAGGAAUGACCUCUUCCAGGAAUCGCUGGCACUGGAUCUCCGCAAACAUGGUGACAACACUGCCUUGCUCAGGAGACUCGGAUCCCCCCAUGUGGUGACCCAGUGGCGAAAGAGUGGGGAGGUUGUUCAAGGCAAGGUGUUUGUGCUGGGUGCUCGGGUGCGUGCCGUGGAGGUCCAGGUGGAUGCCAUCAUUAAGCAGAGCCUCACCAUCCUCCAGGCGCCCUUACUCAGACUCCACGAUGCAGAAACUCUCACUGGCUUUCCUAAAAGAAGUCCUUUGGCCCAUCCCCAGCAACCAUCAUGCCAGAUAACCGACCUCGAUCGAACUGGUGAAGUUGACAAAACUGCCUUUGUGGACAUGGCCCUGGCAUGGCUUUUAAAGACAAAAGAUAACCAAUUGAAGCAAAACAGAGUGGAUGGAGGAAAGCAGAAAAGGAAACUGACCUGUGUUGUGGAAGCAGAAGGAGCUUAUGAUGCAUUGAGGCAUCGGGUAAGGGAAGGAGGCUGUGGAAUUGGGAGUGAGAAGGAGAACCUGGAGAUGGUGCGCAUCAUCUAUCACAUGUUCAAACGUCGGGAUCUCCUGCACAAGGACUUCUUCUCAUUCCUCAUGGAUGGACUUGAAGCUCGAGGAGAGGUGGUGCGCCUGGGAAACCCCUUGGUGAAUGCCUUAGGAGACAUGCAGACCAUCGGCCAGGAUCUCCUCCAGUGCCAGAUUCAGCGCCAGAACGACAUCUGGACCAUUGUCUCCACCCCUAUGAUGGGGAGUGUGGGGGGGGCAUGGAUGGAUGGAGAAUCUUUGCUUCCAUGGGAGAGCUUGCCCCACGAAAGCCUUCUGUCCUUGGCCAGCCGCAUGGAGCAUGGACUCAAGGACUCCUCUGUUGUAGUCCAGGAGAACACUGAGCUUCGAUGCAGGAUGCAGGAGACUUGGAACCAGGUGCUCAAGGACCAGCGGGAGAUCCGCAAGGAGCAGGAGGAAUGGGACCUCAACCUCCAGUCCCUUGGUGCCAAGUGAUGGUACCAUCAGUGCCAAAAGAUAACCUUGAGUCAUAUUUUCAUGGCUGUCUAUGAUAGUCUUAUACAAGCAUGACAGCCCAUACCUGGGCAAGUUUCAGCCAAUUAAUAACCAAAGAGUAUACACCGCUUACCUACAGUAUCUGUGGUGUUGAAGGUCUUCCUGUGUUCAAUCUGAGGGACAGUGUGGUUUCUCUUGUUUUUCCAAAUGCCUUUACAGUUAGAAUGGCCUUGAGUACUCAGUGUGGUCCUUGGUUUUUGCACCUCCCCUAGAUGCGUUGCUGCCUCACAUCAUUCAGCUUGCAUGCCAGAUGUGUAGGUCGUUUUUUGGGAAAGGUGGUUCGUGAUAAAGGUUGGUGUUAAGAGUAUAAGAAUUAGGCCUAACUAAAGGUUGAUAUUAGGCUGGUGGCUUCAAUGUACUCAUUAGAAGUUAUCAUAUACUUCAUGAGAAAAAUAUGGGUUUUAUAUAAAUAGCUAUGAUGCACCUGGGAAGCACUUAUUUUUGCCCCUAUUUUUUGUGGGCACAUGAGACUGAAUUUUUUGGUACUAAUGGCAUAAUCUUUCCCAUUGAUAGUUGAAAUUUUAAUUAGGUAAAACCUUGCUUAUUUCUCUCUCUCAAUCAGAAGCCCUUUUUGGUCUUUGGUUGAUUUUGUCUUCUUUUCUGAAGGAUCUAAAAUAUUCUGUAGUUGCCCUUUAGCGAGCUUUAAAGCAGUCACAAGUAUAUUGCUGCAUUAACAGUGCAUAUCCGAGCCAAGCUGGAAUUGUUGUGAUACUGGUAUGCUCAGUACAGAAGUCUGGAAGCAAUUGAUCAUUUUUUUCAUUUUGCUUGAUUUGUAGUCUUAAAUUGGGUGGAGCAUAUAAAUAAACCUCUCAUAUGGUCAGUCACAUAUCUUGAUUGUUACCGACUGGAUGCCAUUUUAGAAAAUAGUGAGUUCAAGACAUUGCCAUGUGGACCUCUUUUGUGCUUCCUAGGUAGGGCUAUGGGUUUGGUUUUGAAAGAUGAUUGCCUCUUAGGAAAAGCAAUAUUUUGGCUAACAGACACAUCUUACCAUAAGUGAGUUGAUAAUAUUGUAUGACUUUAUUAGAGUUGUUCCUUAUAACAUCAAAAUAAAUUUUUAUUGUGCAGGAUUCAAAAUUGUUGGAAGAAAAUCCUAGAAGUAUACUGACUGUGAAACCUAUCAUACCCUAAUACUAUCCAUGUGGGGGGGUUUUCUUGUGUUCCACCUAUUGCACUACUUCCUGGGUGUGAGAUAAUGGCUGCUUCUGUUGUAACUCAAGGUGGUUGGCCAUUGUCACUGCAUGGUGAGAGCAUUGCUGACAAAUGUUUUAAAAUGAUAAUGUUUCAGCCAGGUGCACUUUAGCUAUUUUAAAUAGGCAGUUCUACUAUAUUUGCUCUGUGAUGAACAAAUUUCCUGAAUAGCUUUGGUUCUCUUGACUUACACUCCAAAUUUCCUCAUUUCCUUCUUCUCAUGUCAUUCACUUCAUAUUACAUGCCAGAGUUCAUCUGUCAUUACCAUCACCUCUUUCCAAUUACAUUUUGCCCUUUUUUCAUUAUCCCCUUUUCCAUCCUCAUGUUCCAUCACCUAGUGCAUAUGCAUAUGAUGGGCAGGCUCAUUCCCUCUUUCGUUUUACUCCCCGUGACAUUUUUCAGUGCACACCCUUGCGUUCUUCAGAAGCUGCAACUAUCCUGACUGUGAAGUGAGAAACCUGAACUGAACUAUGCAAUAAAAUAGACAAAUAAA